Messenger RNA from Colletotrichum spaethianum, 423 nucleotides. RefSeq lists its product as uncharacterized. The transcript has a single exon. The record is from RefSeq and is a predicted model, not a curated record. The coding region runs from base 1 to 423 and encodes 140 amino acids. NCBI's taxonomy places the organism in Eukaryota, Fungi, Ascomycota, Sordariomycetes, Glomerellales, Glomerellaceae.
AUGCCUGGUCCCGCCAGAACAUUGCCCCCCGCCCUUUCCUCCGAGGGAGAGGCGAAUGAAAUCCGACCGCACAUGACCAACAGCGACCAGCAUGGUCGAUCUUCCACCGGGGUUCAUCAGACUGCGCGCGUCGCGCUUUACAACAAGAGACGUCAACCAGGGUGUCCAGCAAGAACAGCCAGGGCAGAAAUCAAUAGCAGCGCUUCUGCUUACCACAUCAACGGAUUCGCCAUCAGCGACGCAGACGAGACGGCAGAGUGGGAAGACUUCAUCGAAGCGAGCGAGCCGCCUCUCAAUUGUUUCCAGUUCGUCCGCCGCGUGGAUUUGAAUGGAACGGCAGCCGGUCGUUCUUUGAUCACGAUCAUGUUGGGGCAAUCUAGUCUUUGCACCAAGGACGAAGACGCAGCUGCACGCGAGGCAUAG